UUCAGUGGCAGCUGGACACCCCCAAAAGCACCAAGCUGCUGGGCGAAGAGAGCGAAGGCUUCUCGCCGAAUUGCCUGGAAAGAGAAUUGGGCUAAACUGCCCCUGCCCCGGCCUGACUUGGGAGUCAGUAGGACGCGGCUGAGUUUCUAAGGCUUUGGCGAGUUUCUCAGGCUUUGGCGUGUGAAUGUGUGGGGUGUAUUUUCCUCGGCAGGGAUCGUGCUGUGGGGAUGAAUUCCACCCGUUCAUUGAAGCUCUCCUCCCUCAUGUGCGGGCCUUCUCCUACACAUGGUUCAACCUGCAAGCCAGGAAGCGCAAGUACUUCAAGAAGCACGAGAAGCGGAUGUCCAAGGAUGAGGAGCGCGCCGUGAAGGAUGAGCUGCUGGGGGAAAAGCCAGAGAUCAAGCAGAAAUGGGCAUCGCGGCUGCUGGCCAAGCUCCGCAAAGACAUCCGCCCUGAGUUCCGGGAGGAUUUUGUCCUGACCAUCACCGGUAAGAAAGCGCCGUGCUGCGUCCUCUCCAACCCGGACCAGAAGGGCAAAAUCCGCAGGAUUGACUGCCUGAGGCAGGCCGACAAGGUGUGGAGACUGGAUCUUGUAAUGGUCAUCUUGUUCAAAGGGAUCCCGCUCGAAAGUACUGACGGGGAGCGGUUGUACAAAUCCCCGCAGUGCUCCAACCCGGGCCUCUGUGUCCAGCCGCACCACAUUGGAGUCACAAUUAAAGAACUGGAUCUUUACUUGGCGUAUUUUGUUCACACUCCUGGUAAGUCUGCUUCCCACAACCGGUCCCCAUCACUGCUACUUGUUCUGGUGUUGAAUUUCCCCAGGGAUCUGGCUGGUUCCUUCUCUCUUUCUUUUCUCAUUCCCUCCUCCAACCUUUAUCUCCGUCAUUAACAAAUUGGCCUCUGUUAUUUUCUUGUGCCAAUGCCCCGUGGGCCUCAGCGCCUUCUGGAGGGGCUUGUGGUUUGCCCCUCGUCUUCGUACCCACGAUGCGUGGUGAGACGCCCCCAGUUUUGCACGGAGGUGGGGAGGGGCAGUCGCUCGUGCACCCGUACCCGUGAAAUGCCCACUACUCUGCAAACGGCGACUUCAGAAACAAAAAGAAAGAGAGAAAAGAUUCAGUCCGGGAGGGGAAGCGGCGCAGUUUCAUUCAGGGGAGCUUUCCUUUCCCUUUUGCUUUGAUGGUCACCGAGAACCCGUCUGGAUUUUGUUGGUUUCUUUUGUUGGCUGAGCGGGGGGCCGAGGGGGGAGGCUGUGCCGGUGGCAGGGGAACCGCAGCACAUCCAACUCGGCGGUGCUGGGCACUUUCCCACUGUGUGGUGGUGGCAGCAAUCCGGCAAUUUGAGUGGGCACCGUCCCAGGCAGGAAGCUGGUUCUCGCGAGUUCCUCCUCUCGUUUGCCCCUGCCCCAGACACUGUUGUCUUCCAGAUUCCCCCUCUGUCUCUGGGUUCUUCUUGUCUUUUUUGGAAAGUGGGGCUCUCUGGGGGCGGGCGGGGUGGGUCGUCAGAUCCUCCCUUCGCAAUUGUCUUUUGGCUUUGGUUUGGCUUCCAAUUGAAACAGAAAGGCCUGGUUAAUUUUUAGCCUUUGCCCGGAUACACCCAAUUUGCUGCAGACUUUGAAAUCCAAACGGGCCGGUGGAGUGUGAUCCCGUGUUUACAUUUUGCUCAACUAACUUGUAAUGAAGAGGUUGACCAGAAUUUCCUCCUCCUCUCCCCCUCCCUUGCCCUGUCUGUCUCUGGCUGCGUUUCUCUCCUAUUUCUGUCUUUCCUUCUGUGACUUUCCCGCUUUCUGUCUUUCUUUCUCGGAUUCCUCUUGCCUUUCUGUCUUUUCCUGCUCUCUUCCCUCGGGUCUCCCGCUGCAUCCAAACUUCCCCAGCCUUUCACAGGGACCUUAGUUACUGCUCCCUCCUUUUCUUCCCGUCUCUCACUGUCCUCGUCAGAACGGAGGCAGCGACCAGAGCAGAUCUUGCAGGAUUCGGGCUUCAGCUGUGCUGGGCCUUAGCAAUGGUUUCCUUGCGAGCGUCUGUCUCCUAAGUGGUUUGUAUUUUAUAUCUCCCACCGUCCUGCCAGGGAGGCCGUUUUGCCUCUGGCUUGUGUGCGUGCGCCAGGGCAGCAUCUGUGCGCGCAGGUUUGGUAGGCCUAGCGCGCUUGCUGCCAUACAGCUCGGGAUCGCCGGCCGUCCCCCGCGCACAAUUUGUUAAAAGAACGAACCUGCAAAAUGAAAUAAAACAGGGAAAGGUCGGGCAUGUAGAUCCGCACACGCAACCCCUCGCACACGUGUGUGCAAACACUAAUGCGCGACACGGUCAUGCACACACAGAGCAUCAGCACGCAAACAAACACCCGCCUGCCGAACCCUGGCACGGAACCCCAAUGUGCACAAAAAACCCAGUGCAUAUGCGCACGCGUGGAACCCCAGUGCUUGCACACACACAGAACCCUGCACACACGGAACCACAGUGCAGGCACGGAACCACAAGGUGUGCACACAUAAAACCCAGCACACACGUGUAUGUGGAACCCCAGUGCGUGCGCACACAUACAACCCAGCACACACAUGUGCACGUGGAACCCCCGUGCGUGCGCACGCACAGAACCCCAACGCACGCACAAGUGCACCCCAAUACAGAGGACCCCGUUCCUCAGCCCCUCUGAGAACCACUGAGGCCCCGCAGAGCCCCAGCGCCCUGACCCCAGUGGUCCCAUCCCCGCAUCUCGCAGGCUUCGAGCUGGCAAAGGAAAC
This is a messenger RNA of Pelodiscus sinensis (Chinese soft-shelled turtle), 2737 nucleotides long. NCBI's taxonomy places the organism in Eukaryota, Metazoa, Chordata, Testudines, Trionychidae. The record is from RefSeq and is a predicted model, not a curated record.